ACGAGAACUGACAUCGUUGACACUUUAGCGGCCACUUGGUUCUGACGGUCGGUGUUUGUGGUCUGACACGUUUUGGGUGCAGAUAUUCAAUAUAUAGUGCAAAAAUGUGCAACGUUGAAAGCAUACAAAAAAUUGCAAAUUACCUAGGGGUACAACCAGGUAGAUUAGGUUACAAUAACGAGCAGGUUGUAACCAGGACCGUAAAAAAUCAAACACAACAAGGAUACGCUACCAUCUUAAGUCAACUUGCCAAAGAAAGUAAGGACGAUAGCAGCAAAACUGCAUCGCUGGAAACACAGACUGAAAUUCGACAGUGGAUUGACUAUGCUAUUCUGUAUGUAGCUCCUGGGACGAAGGACAAGCAAGUUGUACGAGUGAUACUCAAGGACUUAAAUCAGUAUUUGCUGACGCGGUCAUAUUUUGUUGGAUAUUCAUUGACUUUGGCUGAUUUGGCGAUAUUCUAUGCAAUUCAUGAUAUCGUGAAAUCCCUGACUCCAAUCGAAAAGGAAAGCUACCUAAACCUAUCCCGGUGGUUCAAUCAUCUGCAAAAAAACGAACAGAUCCAACAAGGAGCAGACCUUAUCAACUUCACUACCAUUUAUUUGCAUGGCUGGGCGACAGGUACUCACAUGUAAUGCUGAGGACCUCUUCAGUUUUGCAUAAUCUUGCACUGAACUAAAGCAAAUCAAAGCAAUUCUGCAAUUCUGAUAUUGAAGUUAAGUUCGAGAUAGAAUUUCCAGUUAAAUUAUUUUAUUUUUAGAGAAUAUGUUAAAUAUUUUUUUUAAGCUUUAGAUCUAGAAUGAAUUUCACGUUUAGACCAUUUUAUUUGUGUUCUGUUGUAUUUUGUCCCCCUGACAUUUUGUAAAUUGCUCAAAAACACAAUUUGAAGUAUUUCAUGAAAGUAUGUUGCUUCUGCAUUGAGACGUUGCGCUAAAGUGUUUCAAAUGAAUAAAUAAUAAUUGCUGAAUCA
Molecule: messenger RNA, 970 nt
Organism: Hermetia illucens (black soldier fly)
Lineage: Eukaryota; Metazoa; Arthropoda; Insecta; Diptera; Stratiomyidae
Gene: AIMP3
Product: eukaryotic translation elongation factor 1 epsilon-1
Exons: 3
Coding region: 105-635 (176 amino acids)
Biological process (GO): positive regulation of DNA damage response, signal transduction by p53 class mediator
Cellular component (GO): nucleus; cytoplasm; aminoacyl-tRNA synthetase multienzyme complex
Source: RefSeq, a predicted model, not a curated record